UAUGCAGUACAUGAGAGUAACCAUAUCCGGGGUGGCGGAGUGACUGCAAGCCUGCAAUGCAAAGCGAGCGAGCAGAGCACCCACCAAAAGCGAGCGCAAAGCAAACCUGCCCCUUCCCCUCCGCGCGCUUUCUUUUCUUAUAAAGCGCCGCCUCCUUUUCCUUUAAAGCCACCGCUCCUGCUCGUCUAGCUCCAGCAGUGCAGCUCUACUGCCGUCUCGCCGCCAGCCGAGCCGGAGCCAUGAGGAAGACGGCGGUGGCGAUGGGAGGGGGAGCCGGUGGCAAGGGAGGCACGGCCCCGACGGACCUGCUGGUCUGCUUCCCCACGCGGCAGCACCUGGCGUUGAUGCCCAAGCCCAUCUGCAGCCCGUCCCGGAGCACUAUGGACAAGGCGGCCGCCGCGCGCCGGCGCCAGCUCCAGCUUCCGGGCGCGAGCGUUGCUGGUGGCGGGAGAGGGCGCGCUAGUAGCCCGAUGUUCCAGGGGUCCAAGGCGAAGCAGAAGGCGGAGGACGACGGCGAGCCGCAGUCGCCCAAGGUGACAUGCGCCGGGCAGAUCAAGGUCGGCCGGCCCAAGAAGGCUAAGCCGGGCGCGACGGCAGCGACGAAGCACAGUAAUGGCGGCGGCGGUGGGAGGAGCUGGCUCACCGUGGUGGAGGAGAUCGAGCGGCUGCACGGGCGGAGGAAGAAGGUGGGCUGGCUCGAGGGCGUCGGGAUCAGGAGGGACGCGCUGCCGUUCCUCGGCGGCUUGCUCCGGAGCCUGCGGCUCAAGGCGCGCUGCUUCGGCUCUCUCCACGGCGCGGUGGACUCCUCCACGGACGACGAAGACGACGGCGCGGAGGAGCACGAAGGCAAACACGGAGCCGGCGGGAGCGCCUCGGCGAGCGUCUUCUCCAAGUGGCUUAUGGUGCUGGAAGGGGGCCAGGAGCCCAUGGAGCAAGACUCCGGAGACGACGAAGAGCACCGCCAAGAAGACGAGCGACAGAGCAAGGUGACGGACGACUGCUCCCCCGCGCCGCCGCCGAACGCGCUGCUGCUCAUGCGGUGCCGGUCGGCGCCGGCAAAGGGUAUGUCCAGGAGAGGGACAGGGGAGCCGCCGGCCAGCGAGGUCGAGCAAGAGAAGAGUAGCGUGGACGCUGUCACGGGGGACGGUCACGGUAGUACAGAGGAGGACAGGGACGAGCUGGUGUUCAUGAGCACGGCGCCCGGCUUCCUGAAGCUGUCAAUAGACAUCGCCAAAGAGACGUGGGUCGUCGGCGGCGGGGACCCCCUCGCGAGGAGCCGGAGCUGGAAGAGAUGACCACCGGCAAGGACGUCGCGGCGGUGGAACUUGUUGUACAGAUCACCUCACCGGU
This is a messenger RNA of Phragmites australis (common reed), 1350 nucleotides long. RefSeq lists its product as uncharacterized. The transcript has a single exon. The coding region runs from base 240 to 1295 and encodes 351 amino acids. The record is from RefSeq and is a predicted model, not a curated record. Lineage: Eukaryota; Viridiplantae; Streptophyta; Magnoliopsida; Poales; Poaceae.